Octopus sinensis (East Asian common octopus) is the source of this 1624-nucleotide messenger RNA. RefSeq lists its product as uncharacterized. Lineage: Eukaryota; Metazoa; Mollusca; Cephalopoda; Octopoda; Octopodidae. The record is from RefSeq and is a predicted model, not a curated record. The transcript has 5 exons. Bases 334 to 966 code for a protein of 210 amino acids.
AAUCAAUUGUUGCGCACGCACACAUACACACUAGCGCGCGCACACACACACACACACACAUAUACACGCACACUGUCACAUACCUUCAACCACAGUGCACAGUCAUUUAUGAUACUUUCAUUUUAGUGAUUUAAAAGUACUUCGUCACAGAUACACAUACACACACACAUACACCUACGCAACACACUAUCCUAUCAUGCUAUCACUUUCUCUCUCUCUCUCCCCCUUACUCUCUCCUUCAUACACACAUACACAUACACACACACAUAGACACAAUCACUCAGUCACUCACAACACGAUAUUCGCCGUCGGUCAAAGGGUUGUGAUACAAUUAUGAAGCUGACAAGACAACUUAUGCAAUUCCGUUGUCCAUGGUCCUAUCAAAAGCUUUUACAGCAAUAUUCUUCAUCACGAUGUCAAAUUCCUCUGGGAUUUUUACCAACACAAGGACUGACCAACUGCUUAGCAACACGUGGUUUAUCUUCAAUGCUAAAUCAAGCAAAUCGGAAACCAUGUUCUCCUAAUGCCCAUCAGACCUCUGUCUGGUCCAUCUUAGGAUGCCAAAGUAUUUUCCAAACUCCAUCCUUGAACUGUCACUGUAAUUCAAAAGAAUCAUCACAGAAACAAAAUGGUAAUUUAUCCCUGGAAGAAGUGGCUGUCAGAUUGGCCAAUGAAAACGGGUAUCUCUCUUGGAACCGUAAUGGUUACUUAGCAACUGCAGUAGGUGUAGCAAUGCAAGCCGAGGCGAAAAUGCCACUAAGUGGAGUGGCUUCUGAAGUUUUGUUUUCUAUUGCUGGAGCAAAUUUAACAAUUGGUUGUGCCAUCUUCAUAUUUAAUGUCUGGAAAUUACAUCCGCAGAUUGGUCUGUCACAGACGGGAGUCUAUUGUGCUAUAUUGUUAUCCGUAGUACAUGUUAUUCUGUGGUUUUUUGCGUUUCUUACAUUCAAGGGUUACAUCACUAAGUAAUAGGCCUAUUUGAUCGCUUUCCAUUUUAACUGAUUAUAUUAUCAAAAUUAAUAUUCAUUUAACUACUAUUAACAACAACAACCACUACUAAUAAUAUUAACAAUAAUAAUGAUAAUAACAACAGUCCUUUCUACUAUAAGCACAAGGGCCUGAAUUUUUGAGAGAGGAUUCUAGUUGAUUACAUCAACCCCAAUACUCAGCUGGUACUUAUUUUAUCGACGCCAAAACGAUGAAAACAAAGUCAGCCACUUUGUUUUAUAUUAAGAUAAUAUAAACAAACAAAUCCAACAGAAAAGUGAACUAACACUUUGCUUGCCAUAGGUGUCACUGGUGAUUCUACGUGUUUUAUUCUUAAUAUGGCACAAAGUGCUAAAAUGCUAAAAAUCCUUCUUUUGAUCAUUGAUAAAAAUUAUAAUCAUCAGGAUAAAUAGUGAUUAUAUUGAUCUUCUUCACCUGUGUUAUUUCAGAGAUAAUCAGCCCUCUUUGUUGUACAAUACUUUAGAAAUUAACCCUUUAGCAUUUAAACUGACCAUAUCUGGCCCAAAUAUUCUACCUGCUUUAUGUUCAGACUGGCCAGAUCUCGUCCCUCGCACCUCACCCUACAAAAUUCUAAAAAUAAACAAUUACAUUAUCGAAAUAUCAAAGCUAUGAAAGACUG